AUCGCAUUGAGCUUUUGACGGUGUCGGACGCAGUUGGACGCAGCUCAACGGGGAUUGGCACCAAAGUUUCAUGUGUGUGAGCUCCAGCGCCGCCGUGGCCCCGGGCCCCCCACGCAAGUGUCAAUAACUCUCACGCCGUGCCGUGUGAAUGAUGUGUCAAAUCAGGAGCUGGAGUCUCUAAUCUUCGCCUCAAACUGGAAUAGACGCCAGUGCCACAGUCAGCUACCCGGGAUUCCGCGAUUCCGGGGCUCCAACUCCGAGUAAGGCCUUCAGCCUCCUCCUGUGUUCCCAGUUUCGCUGCCGACUCCAGCGGACUGUUGUCUUGACCCUUGUCCAAUCUAACGGAACAAACGCCCGGCGGGAAGGGAUCAUGAGGGAGACGGUGCAGGCGGCGAUGGGCAGCAGCAGACUGCAGCCGCGACUGCAGUAGAGCCGCUCCUGCAUGCAUUGCGAGCAUGUGCAUCAUCUGUAGCGCCAUCUCUGUCUCAUCAUCUGAGCACCCGAGUCUGAGUCUGAGUCUGAGUCGGAGCCGGAGGCGCGAUCGCGUCUGCGUCUGAGUGGCUUCAGCAGCAGCAGGGUGGCGCAGUUGGCAAAAUGAGUGCGUGCGAGCCGGCAGUCGGCGAGGAUGCGAGCCACAGCAGUCACAGUCGCAGUCGCAGCCGCAGCGAGGUGGACACGGGGGACACGGACUCGGCGACCCAUACGGAGGAGAACAUACAGCAGCAGUCCAAUGGUGAGCAGUCCCCCCACAACAGCGUUCAGCAGGAGGAGGCGAACGAGUCGAAGGCCCAGGCCAAGCCGGAGACGGCACUGCUGGAGGGCCUGGCCGGUAGUGGGAUGGCCGCCCCCUCCAUAGAUGCGCUGGUGGCCUGCAAGGAUGUGCUCCUCGCCCAGAAGCUCUUCGCAAGCGGUGGCAGCAAUGUGCCCGGACCCGCACCGGGAUCUGGGUCAGCAUCGGGUGCCGUUACCAGUCCCAGCCCGAAAGAGCUGCUCAAGCUAAAGGAACCGAUGCGAGUGGGCUUCUAUGACAUCGAGCGGACCAUCGGUAAGGGUAACUUUGCCGUGGUGAAGCUGGCACGGCACAGGAUCACCAAGAACGAGGUGGCCAUCAAGAUCAUUGACAAGUCGCAGCUGGACCAGAUCAACCUCCAGAAGGUAUACCGCGAGGUGGAGAUUAUGAAGCGGCUGAAACAUCCUCAUAUCAUCAAGCUUUACCAGGUGAUGGAGACAAAGAACAUGAUCUAUAUAGUGUCGGAGUAUGCCAGCCAGGGGGAGAUCUUUGAUUACAUAGCCAAAUAUGGCAGGAUGUCGGAGUCGGCGGCACGCUUCAAGUUCUGGCAGAUCAUCUCCGCGGUGGAGUACUGCCACAAGAAGGGCAUCGUCCAUAGGGACCUGAAGGCCGAGAACCUGCUGCUCGAUUGCAGCAUGAGCAUAAAGAUCGCGGACUUUGGCUUCUCCAAUCACUUCAAGCCGGGCGAGUUGUUAGCCACCUGGUGCGGAUCCCCGCCCUACGCCGCCCCCGAAGUGUUCGAAGGCAAGCAGUACACGGGACCGGAGAUCGACAUCUGGAGCUUGGGCGUAGUCCUGUAUGUGCUCGUUUGUGGAGCUCUUCCUUUUGAUGGCUCCACGCUGCAGAGCCUGCGGGACCGGGUACUGUCUGGGCGUUUCCGCAUCCCUUUCUUCAUGAGCUCCGAGUGCGAGCACCUCAUCCGUCGCAUGCUGGUGCUCGAGCCCACCCGCCGCUACACCAUUGAGCAGAUCAAGCAUCACCGCUGGAUGUGCCCAGAGCUGCUGGAGCACGCCCUGAUCGCCAAGUACAACAUGAACGUGGACCGGCAGACGGUACUGGAGCCCAGCGAGGAUAUUCUCCGGAUCAUGGCCGAGUAUGUGGGCAUCGGGCCGGACAAGACGCGCGCCAGCCUCAAGAAGGACACCUACGACCAUGUGGCAGCCAUCUAUCUACUGCUCCAGGAUCGCGUCAGUCACAAAAAGGACCAGGCCCGACCCACCGAGGGGUCGUCGCCAGUGCCACCGCCACCCUCUGCCCCUGUAGGUUGUGGAUCUGUUUCCAGCGGGGGCAGUGGUGGUGGCGGUGGCGGUGGCGGUGUUGGUGGCAGCAGCAGCAGCUCCAGCCGCUUGCUCUACAAGAGCAGCAAGCAAUCGCUCAGCCUAGAGCAGCAGCAUCAACAGCAACAGCAGCUUCUCCUCAUGCAGCAUCAGCAGCAGCAGCAGCAAUCAAAGACAAUAUCCACCACCACGAUCCUGGGCAAGGAUCAGCACCCACACAAAAGACUAAGCCGCCACCAGACUGUGCUCAUGAGCGAGCGACCUUUGCCCCCUGCUGAUCCCAGCUACUACUCCAAACAGAUGCAGCUGCAGCUCCACAACCACAACCACAACCACAACCACAACCUGCCCACCCAUGUUCCUGGCGCCUAUCUCAAUGGCCAGGAGGAGGCAGGCUGCAUUCCGAUGCCCGUGAGGUACACGCCACUGCCCUCCGCCUCCAAUAUUUCUUCCUCUUCGGCCGUCUCGCGAAUGGGUCGCCACAGCCUGACCUCGAGCUCUCCCAGGAGCCACCGGCCCCUGGCCAUAUCGCUGAGCAUCGACAACCAUAAUCACACCCACAAUCCCUCACUGGCCAAUCUCCGCUGCCGGGAGCUAAUGGAGCCGGGCCAGCCCAGUCCGGCGGCGGGGCCGCUGGUGUCCAAGCAGCUUCAGCAGACCAUCAGCGAGUACAUCAUCAAACAGAGCACCGAGGACUGCCGCCAGCUGCUCCAACAGUCCACGGCCAUUGCCGAGGGAAAGGAGGAGCUAACCACCAGACCGGAGAUGGCAGCCAAUCAAACCAAUGCAAGUGGAGGAAGAGCCACCACGCCUACUACCUCCUCUGGCACAGUCACAGCCACAGCUACAGCCACAGGCAAUGCCAAUGAAAAUGCCAAUACGGAGGAUCAGAACCAGAACCAGAACCACAAGCAGAAGACAAUAAAGGCCAUGUCGAGUUCAAGUAGCUUUGACUCCACCGCCAAUCUCAACCAGAGCUUUCGCUACAAGAUGUCCGCCGAGGCAAACAAGCUAUUCCAGACCCUCCAGGAGAGCCCGCUGCCCGUAGAGGUAAGUCCUAUGCCAGCUAUAGACUUAUCCUCACUCUCACCCCACUCUCAACAGAAGCCCAAGAGGAGAGGAGUGGCCAGCACCAAUGGCAAUGGCCACGAGUCCGGGCAGGAUCUGAUCGAGGGCAAGCAGAAUGGCGACAGGCGCAGUGACAAAAAGACCUUCGAGAAAAAGGUACUGGCUCAGGGCAGCUCCAGCACGGACGAGGGCUGCGAGACGGAUCAAGGCAACGAAGGUCCCACUCCCGGGACCAAGGAAGGCUCCCAAUCGAGCAGCGACUUGACCACCACCGCACACAGCGGUAGCGGCAACGGCAACGGCCACGGCCAUAGCCAGACCACCCGGAUGCGUUCCUAUGCCAGCAGCAGCAGCUCCAGCGGAGUGCUGGCCUCCGGCAGCUACUCGAAGAGCCUCAGCCAGAACUUGAGCCGCGGCUCCUCGAAGAGCAACUGCAGCGCCGGGGCCUACGAUAGCCUGGACUUUGUCCUGCCCUCCGGCAGCCUGCCCUCCUGCAUGGGAUCCAGCUCAAUGCUGGCCGCCGCCGCCUCCGUCGCCGGAGCAGCCGGCUCCAGCGAGCACUCCUCGGAGCGGUCACUGUACAGCAGCCACAACUCCUGCAUCCACAUGCCCAGUGCCGUCAACCUCAGCCUGACCGCCAGCUCCACCCCAAAUCCCACUCCUCCACCACCACCAGCGGGAGCGGGGGGUCCCUUCCUGGAUAAGCGCUCGCCCAUCCACUUUCGGGAGGGGCGACGGGCAAGCGACGGACUGGUGGCCCAAGGUCUCCUCAGCUCCGGGGGCGGAUCGCUCUUGGGCAGCAGCCGCGUAUACGGCAGCUACCGCUACGACCAGGUCAAGCGGCAUGGCUGGCUGGAGAUACAGCAGCUACAGCAGGAGGCUGCCACUCAUCCGCAUUCGCAUCAGCAUCAGCACACGCACCCACAUCCGGCUCCUCCAUACGGGCUGGAGGAGCUCAGCCUGGGCAACUGUCAAUUCCCCAACAGUCAAUUCUAUGCGCUGCCUGGAGGCAAGCCGCAUCACCAUCAUCCCCUGCUGACGCUCCCGCACCACCAUCAACAUCAGCAGCACCACCAUCAUCCUCAUCCUGGUCAUGGUCAUGGUCAUGGUCAUGGUCAUGGUCAUGGUCAUGGCCAUGGGCUCUUCCAUCCGGGGUCUCCGGGAGGGCCAGUUCCAAUUCCGCUGCUCUUGGAGGCGGCUGGUGGUGAUAUUUACAACCACGCAUGCUAUGCCCCGCCACCGCCACCACCGGGCCUCUAUUCGCAUCAGCACCAGCUCGGUAUGGCGGUGCCCAUGUCGCCCAUGCAGAAGCCGCCGCUGCAGCAGCAGCUACUCCAGCAUCGCCUGCUCCAGCAAAAGCGGCAGCUCUUCCAGAAGCAGUACGCUCUGGAGGCGCAGCUGGCCGGUCGCCAUCACCACCAGCAGCACCACCAACAGCAGCACCAGCUCCACCAGACUGCACACUUUAACCACGGGCAUGGGCACGGACACGGGCACAGCCUAAACCACGGACUGAACCUUGGGCUGGCACUUGGUCACGUAUCGCCAGCGCCGAUGCCGGACCAGCACCUGACUGAGGAGCUGUACGAGCUGGCCAUGCUGGACCGCCCAAGGAGUGGCACUCCACGACUGCAGCACUCGCUGACGAUGCCUGGUGCGCACGCCUUCAGCCAGAUGAACCUCAAGACCUCCUACAUCAGCCAGCCGACACAGUCGGAGUCGUCAGGGCCAGGAUCGGGCUCUGGGCCAGGGUCAAUGUCGGCACCUGGAUCUGGAUCGGGAUCAGGAUCAGGGCCGCCGUCCACAGCGCCGGGAACGCCUACGUCGGUGAAGUGCAAGCCGUCAACGCCUCACGGGCACAGCCACGAGGCCGACUAUCAUACAUCGACGCCAGUGCUCAGCUUGUUCACGCCCAACUGGCAGACGCUGGUCAAGCCGCUCAGCGAGAGCCCCAUUCUGGAGAUCUCCGAGCAUAUGGAAUCGGUCUGAAUAGAAGGGAGAUGGAAAAUAGAAGUUGGAACUAAGAUGGAAAUGAACUAAUGGAGUCCGAACCAGGGCCACCUUUUUAUUAAGCUCGCAAUCGCAAUUAUGAAUUAUUUUAUCCAUAUACGAUAUACACAUACAUAUAGAUAUACAUAUACAUAUACACCUACGUAUACAUAUACAAAUACGGAUAUACAAGCAUCGAUCGCUGGAGUAGGCAAGGUCUAGGUCUAGGUCUGGGAUGGAGCUCUAACUAUAUUUGUCGGAUGGAAGCCAAUCGAACCGAGUCAAGCCGAGUCGAGCCGAACCGAACCGAACCAUUGCCGUACGAGUAAUAUUGGAAGAAUAAUUUAGUUGUGUUACUAGCCCUAAGUAGUCCAAAAGUUUCGUACGCGUACGCCGACAUACAUACAUACAUACAUAUACAGUAUGUAUAUGUAUAUUGAUAAUAAUAGCGUUAAGCUAUAGCUCUACUUAUGAUUAUACUUACUACGAGCAUACACUCGGAAUAGCCCCGCCCUCCGUUCUCCCAUUGGACCGACUACUCCGAGACAGCAUUUUGGGUAAAAGUCUUGAGAAGGGUUCCCGCGGAGUUGAGCUGGGAGUGGGAAUCGAUGUUAGUCGAUGCGAUGAGAGAGCUGGAGAAGAACAACGUAACUACAUAUAUCAAUUAUUCGAAGCAUUUAUUGGGGCUAUAGAUACGUACAUAUGUCUGUAUACGGAUAUAUGUUUAUAUCCCUAUGUAUUGGUACAAUAAUUAGCGACAAGCAACAACUAAAACCAAAACCAAACAUCGAUUGUUCUUAAACAUGGAAUUCAAAUGUAAACCAGAUAUUAAAGUUAUUUGGUAUAAAAUGCAA
This is a messenger RNA of Drosophila persimilis, 5978 nucleotides long. RefSeq names its product serine/threonine-protein kinase par-1 (gene Sik2). Gene Ontology annotation, cellular component: cytoplasm. Gene Ontology annotation, molecular function: ATP binding; tau-protein kinase activity; protein serine/threonine kinase activity. The transcript has 8 exons. Gene Ontology annotation, biological process: intracellular signal transduction; protein phosphorylation; microtubule cytoskeleton organization. NCBI's taxonomy places the organism in Eukaryota, Metazoa, Arthropoda, Insecta, Diptera, Drosophilidae. The record is from RefSeq and is a predicted model, not a curated record. The coding region runs from base 595 to 5124 and encodes 1509 amino acids.